Messenger RNA from Trametes versicolor FP-101664 SS1, 1287 nucleotides. RefSeq lists its product as uncharacterized. Bases 1 to 1287 code for a protein of 428 amino acids. The transcript is spliced from 9 exons. The record is from RefSeq and is a predicted model, not a curated record. Lineage: Eukaryota; Fungi; Basidiomycota; Agaricomycetes; Polyporales; Polyporaceae.
AUGGCGAAAGCAGGGCUCGCAAUCGCGGUCGGCCUCAUAGUACUCAUGCUCUGCUGGAAAGCUAUUUCUGUCGCGUCUCGCUCUGCCUCAUCGCCCACCGUGGAGAAGAAGGAGAAACACAUGGGAAUCGAUGCCAAGCAGAACGAUGAUUCGAGUCCAGGUGUCCCGGAUCCCGACCCACUUCUCGAGUUUGACUUGGAGACCGCCACGGCCCGCAAUUUCGUUUAUGCGAACAAGACCAUGCGGUACCCAUACCACCAAGCAAGUGGCAUUUGCACAGGAGCGUAUACGAUGGCGCAUCAGCCCAUGCACAUCAACCAUUGGAUCGAGAUCGACAAGGAGUACAAGUGGUACAUUGACGAGAAAGCGCGGGUUAUCGCUGAACAAGGGAAGAAAGUAGUUGAUUCGCUCCCGGAAAACGACGAGGCCUGUGGAGAGCUGUUGGAGCUCCUCGCAGACUAUUUGCCUAAGCGUUAUCCCACGCUGUUCAUACGGGAGCAUCCCGACUCAAUUACGAACCUCGUGACCGAAGAGCGUUUCGACGCGGUAAGCCAGACAAAGGGCACAGCUGCGCUGCUCGUCAUAUCGCGCCUUGUUCAGGAUGACUUUUUGAUGGCUAGAGAACGCCCGGAUGGUAAAGUCUAUCUCGUGGGCGGGCUCAUCGGCUUCCCCGGCACGUAUCUUCUGUCAGAAACCAUCGACAAGCACCUCGAGGUGCUGCACCGCCCAGUACCGGACUUCAACGCGAAACUUCUGAUGAGCGUAGAGCGCACGCUGAAACGCUUCAAGCCCGACCAGUCGUUCGAGAGGUCCAGUUGGAACAUAAUGGACGACCGCAACCUAUUCCUGCACAAUAUUGCUUCGAACCUGCCGGACAAGGAUCUGCGCCCGGAGGACCUCUGGCUGCGGAUCGACCACCAAACGUUCCGCAAGCUGCCGCGGACGAACGCGAUCAUAUUCGGAGUGCGCCCAAUCAUGCGACGGAUCGAGGACCUAGCAGACAGCCCGUUGGUCCCGCUCCUCCUUGAGAAGGUACACACCGAUUCCGCGGAACAUUUGAUCACGUACAAGGGUAUGCCGAAGUACGGCCAUCUGCUGCUGCCCUACCUGCGCAAACUCACCCAGAGCCAAAUCGAGCGUGGGCUCAUCAGUGCUGAAGAUGACGUGCGUUCAUUUCGGGAGCUGCUCAAAGAGAAGGGUAUGCCGGUGCCUUCUACGCAAACGCCGAUGUCCGUACCGACCGAGUCCGAGCGGAGGAAGGCGGCGCGAAGCGCGGCGGAGGCGUGA